UUCAGGCGGGCUGGUCAAAAGCAAAACAGAAACGCUCUAGUCGACUGUUGCGUAACAAAACUAACUUUAACUUAUCUAGAUAUCGUUGUUAACAGUUUAAUUGACUGUAAUAGACACAUUCCACUCGGUGAGUGACCGGACGUAUGUUAGCAAUCGAAACUAAUACAAAGUUAGCUUCUACAGCUAGCAAACAUUAGCUCGUGUUCACGUAACAGUUAGUCUAACGUUGGCUUAAUAUAAAGCUCUUAACUUAACAAGCAAUGGACCGACCAUCAAGGAAGACAAAGGUUGUGAGUUACUCUGAGGCAAACGACUUUAAUGAUGAUGAGGAUUUUGCCUGCGUGAAGGCUCCACCCAGCAAAAAGCCCAGGGAGAGUGUGAAACAGGAGCACAAGAAAUCAUCAAGCAAGUCCUCCAGUCAGGAGUCCAACUCACAAUCCACCCUGAGCCAGAAGAACAGAAAACCAUUGGACGUGAAGUUGUACGAAAGAGAUCUAGAAGCAGCCAUUACACUGUCCUUGCUCAAUAAUGCAGGUGGGAUAAUGGACCAGCCUCUCAUCAGUAAAGGAGAUGUCAUGGUUCAGGUUCUGGCAGAUGAAAACACAGAUCCAGCAUCUGUACACCUAUCCAACUGCAGUGUGGAUUUGACAGUUUUGGGCCUGGAUGAAAUCACAUCAGAGUCACCUGCCCGUUCCAAGGAGAGAAAGGCCGCCACUAAAGCCACUGAGGAGCAGAAGAAACAGUUUACAGAUGAAGAUGAAGACUAUAAGCCCAAGCUGACACCAGAUUCAGAAAGUGAUGAAGAUUUCAGUGAAGCGUCUGAGAGCGAAGAUGAGGAAUUCACAGUGAGGAAAGUCAGCAAAGCAAAAAAGUUGGAGAAAGUAACCAAGAACGAGAAGACCAAACUGCCUCCUGCCUCUAAAAAGGAAAAGCAACCAUCAAAAGCGUCAAAGUCGAAAUCACAGGCAGCAGCAGCUCCCACUCCAGUGAGAAGUCCUCCAACAGCCAAAAUUGCCCCCAAGAGGCCUGCUACGUCCUCAACAGUUCCUACAUCAAGACCUGCAGUAUCUGUGAGCCCAGCAGGCGGCAGAAUACCAAAAUGGAACCCACCAGCUCAAGUAGGUAAAAGCUCCACGUCAUCUGGUCCAGCCGUGAAGUCUCCAGGUCAGGGUCUGCGGCUGGGACUGUCCCGUCUUGUCCGAGUCAAACCUCUUCACCCCAGCGUUGCAAGUCACUGACCUCUCCGUGGUUGCCCCUGUAUGUGUCAGUUUGUGUUUGCUUUUAGCUUUACUUUUUAAAAAACAUGCUUGUACAUAUUAAUUUCUACUUUAAUGACUAAACAUAUAAAGUGAUUCCAGUGAUGCUCUCAGCACUGGGCUAUCACAUCACUUUCACGUCCAGCUAUUAUUUCACCAUGCUUUGUAAAAAGGUCAUGAAACAGUAAUGGGGUGUGCUGUGUUGACUCGGGUCUAAGGAUGUUGAGAUAUCAUUAACAGCCCCAGGGGGUGUUUACAUUAGGGAUGAACCUCUGUUGGCUUGACUGCCAUAUUGACACAGUGUGAAUCUUCCCCUUGUUUUUAAGUCUCAUUAUCUUCUUCCGCCUUUUCCUAUUGUGUGCAAACACUGUAUA
This is a messenger RNA of Epinephelus fuscoguttatus (brown-marbled grouper), 1630 nucleotides long. RefSeq names its product RAD51 associated protein 1 (gene rad51ap1). The record is from RefSeq and is a predicted model, not a curated record. Lineage: Eukaryota; Metazoa; Chordata; Actinopteri; Perciformes; Serranidae. The transcript is spliced from 9 exons. The coding region runs from base 261 to 1238 and encodes 325 amino acids. Gene Ontology annotation, molecular function: double-stranded DNA binding; single-stranded DNA binding. Gene Ontology annotation, biological process: double-strand break repair via homologous recombination; interstrand cross-link repair.